Messenger RNA from Carica papaya (papaya), 867 nucleotides. RefSeq lists its product as uncharacterized. The record is from RefSeq and is a predicted model, not a curated record. Gene Ontology annotation, biological process: root development; shoot system development. Lineage: Eukaryota; Viridiplantae; Streptophyta; Magnoliopsida; Brassicales; Caricaceae.
AUGGCUGCCUACCAUGCUCGGUCCCAUAGCUUCCCUUGCAUAACACAUCCUUUUCUACAACAAGUUGAUGUCCAAUUGUGCAGAAUAAAGUCUUCAGUAUCUGCAUCAACAUUAUCAACAUCAGUUUGUGGCAAAAUAAGUGCCCUUCAAGAUCUGUAUGAGUGUGUUGAGAAGCUGCUUCUCUUGCCUCUCUGCCAACAAACAUUAACCCGAGAGUUGAAUGAAGAAGGUGUGGCAGAGCUACUAGAUGGAUCUCUCCGGCUCUUGGAUGUGUGCAGCUCCGCUAAAGAUGUAUUACUUCUGACAAAGGAAUCCACACGUGAACUUCAGUCAAGUUUCCGCCGAAGAUGUGGAGGUGAAGCUGAGAUUAAGAAAUACUUAGCUUCCAGAAAAUUGGUGAAAAAGGCAAUCCACAAAGCUCUGAGGAAAUUGAAAGGUAUUGAAAAGAGCCGCACUUCCUCUCCCAUCAAUUUAGACAAGGAAGCUUCCGCAAUGUUAAGCAUGUUACGCGAAGCUGAAGCAGUAACUGCCACUGCUCUUGAGUCCUUAUUGUCCCUAAUCUCAGGGUCCAAUCUGCAAACGAAGCCAAGCAGCUGGUCAUUAGUUUCUAAACUGAUCCACCACAAAAGAGUGGCUCCCGAGGAAGAAUUUUCAGACAAUAAUGAAUUUGCCAACAUGGACAGCGCUUUGCAGUCUCUCUGCAGUCCCAAGACAAGCAAAUGUGGUUACAGCAUGCUCAUUCAAAGUAUUCAAGCCCAACUAAAAAACUUGGAGCAGUGCAUUCAAGAUCUUGAAGAUGGCCUUGAAUGCCUUUCUAGACGAUUGAUCAAAACCAGAGUUUCCUUUCUCAAUAUCCUCAAUCACUAA